AUGAAGCAAACUCCAGACUGGGUCAAGCAACUUAAGCCUUCGGGCGUCCAAGGGCAUGAAUUGCUCGCAGCAGAACGCGCCGGCUCAAACGUCCCGGUGCAGGACCUGGAGGUCCUUCUGCACACUCAAGAAGUCAUCGCCAUGAGGCACAAGAUCCUCGACAUUCUCAAGUCCGAGAAGAUCUUUGACAAGUCACAAAACUACUUCAUGGGCAGGAUAGACAAGUUCGAGCGUGCUCUUGCAAGAGAGAAGAGGUUGAGGAUCUUGAAGAAGCAGCACAACUGGAAUCUCGAGGAAUUCCGAAUGGCCAUGGAGCUCGUUGGUGAGCCUGGUCCAUAUGGUCUCCACGACUCCAUGUUCAAGGUGACAUUGGAAGGCCAAGGCACCCCCGAACAGCAGGAGAAAUGGCUCACAAAGGCCAAUGACUACAAGAUCAUCGGUUGCUAUGCUCAGACUGAGCUUGGCCACGGUUCCAACGUCCGUGGGCUUGAAACAACAGCUACCUGGAACAAGGACGACAAGACCUUCACCAUCCACUCGCCACACCUGACAGCCAGCAAGUGGUGGAUUGGAUCAUUGGGAAGGACAGCCAACCACGCCGUCGUCAUGGCUCAACUCAUCAUUGAUGGAAAGUCCUACGGACCUACCCCAUUUUGUGUCCAGAUCCGAGACCUGAAGACACACGAGCCGCUCGAGAACAUUCACAUUGGAGAUAUUGGCCCCAAGUUUGGAUACAAUACCAUGGACAACGGUUUCCUUCUGUUUAACAAGGUCAAGGUUCCGCAUAUCAGCAUGUUGGCUCGUUACACGCACGUGGAUCCCACCACCAACAAGUUUGGUCGCCGUGGCGCGCCAUCUCUCGUCUACGGUACCCUAACUUGGGUUCGGUCGACGAUCGUCAUGCAAGCCGGUAGCGUACUCGCUCGUGGUGUGACCAUUGCAACUCGUUACUGUGCCGUACGUCGCCAGUUCCAGGAUCGCGAUGCUCCUGCUGGUGAGGCUGAGACUCCCGUUCUCAACUACACCAUGGUCCAGAUCCGUCUGUUGCCGCUCCUUGCAGCAACUUUCGCCCUUCAUUUUACCGGAAAGGCGAUGAUGGAAAUGUACCAAGAGAACCAAAAGAAGAUUGCACAGGGCAAUGCAAGCAACGCACCAAGCAAGCGCGGUGCCGGGCCUGAGGAAGUCCAGUCUGGCAGUGAUAUGCUGGCGGAUCUUCACGCUUCAUCUUGUGCGCUCAAGUCGCUCAGCAGCUCCAUCGCCUGUGAGGGUCUCGAGGUCUGCCGACGUGCCUGCGGUGGUCACGGCUACUCUAGUUUUAGUGGCAUCGGACCUUGGUACUCUGACUACCUGCCUACCACUACUUGGGAGGGUGACAACUACAUGUUGACACAGCAAGUAGCUCGCUACAUGCUCAAGUCUGUUCGCUCCGUCCUCAACAAGGAGAAGCCCACAAACGACACCACUCAGAUUCUCUCCGAGUUCCACUCUCGCCGCAACAUUGGCUGCGCCUUCGACGUCAUUGGCUCAGACGAGGAUCUCGUCGCUGCCUUCGCUUGGCGCGUCUCUUUCCUUGCCUUCGAGGCCAGCAAGCACCGUGAUGAGCAGAAGAAGCCCUGGAAUGACCUUCUCGUUGACUUCUACCGCCUGAGCAAGGCUCACGCUCAAUACAUGGUCGUCAAGACUAACCUCUCCACGCUCAAGAAGAUUGAGCAGGAGGGCAAGAUUGACAAGAACCUUCUUGAAGUCCUCAUAAAGUUGUUCCGCCUUUUCGCUCUGCACACACUUGAACAAGAAGGCGCCGAGUUCUACACCUCGGGUGCCUGCAGCAAGAUUCAGAUCACGCUUGCAAGGACAAACACUGUUAUGAACUUGCUCAAGGACAUCCGCCCCCAUGCCGUCAGGCUUGUCGACGCAUGGGGCUUCGACGACUGGGUCCUGGACAGCAGUCUGGGCCGCGCAGACGGAAAGGUGUAUGAGGACAUGUUCUAUAGGGCCAGCGAGCUCAACCCCCUCAACGACAUUACUAUCGACCCAUACCCCGACAGCGAUGUUUUGUUCAAGCGUAUUGAAAAGAGCAAGUUGUAA
Bipolaris zeicola 26-R-13 is the source of this 2085-nucleotide messenger RNA. RefSeq lists its product as uncharacterized. The transcript is spliced from 3 exons. The coding region runs from base 1 to 2085 and encodes 694 amino acids. Gene Ontology annotation, molecular function: FAD binding; acyl-CoA oxidase activity; fatty acid binding. The record is from RefSeq and is a predicted model, not a curated record. Gene Ontology annotation, cellular component: peroxisome. Lineage: Eukaryota; Fungi; Ascomycota; Dothideomycetes; Pleosporales; Pleosporaceae. Gene Ontology annotation, biological process: lipid homeostasis; fatty acid beta-oxidation using acyl-CoA oxidase.